Salpingoeca rosetta is the source of this 1080-nucleotide messenger RNA. RefSeq lists its product as uncharacterized. Lineage: Eukaryota; Choanoflagellata; Craspedida; Salpingoecidae. The record is from RefSeq and is a predicted model, not a curated record. The transcript is spliced from 3 exons. The coding region runs from base 1 to 1080 and encodes 359 amino acids.
AUGGACGCCUUUCGAAUGACGAUCAAGGAGUUCCUGCAGGAGCAGCAGCACCAGCAACGAGCCCCACAGCUGCCUCAACCACAGCCACAGCAACCACAGCAACCACAGCAACAGCAACCACAGCAAGGCUUGGCCCUGUCAACGACAACGCAAGAACGCUUCGUGCCCACAACAGCGAUGGCUGAGCAGCCCAAAGACCAGCAACACGCUGUCAACCCUCCUCCUGCGAGCUCUUCCAGCACGGCUUUGGACUUGCCGCCACCCACACACGAGGAGGCUGCUGCGCCAUUGCCAGCGCAGCUGAUAGCAACAAGAGAAGGCGAGGGACAUGCUGUACAGCUCAAGACCACGAACAACGUGAACGGCCCGCGCCAAGUCAUGCCGUUCAACCUGCACACCACGGCAUCAAGCAAUGUCUUGCAAGCACCAAACAUCUGGGUACAACAGCAGCAGCGUCAAGAGCAUCAAGAGUACCAGCAAGGCGACCAGCACCAGCACCACCAACAACCCGCUCAUCAACAACAACACCAAAAGCAACAACAGCCACCACAAGAACCCCAGCAGCUACGACAAGAACCGCAGCAGCAGCAGCAGCAGCAGCAACAGCAGCAGCAGCAGUAUCUUCACUUUGUGUCACCGCCAACGACAAUCACGCCUGUAUUUAGGAACCAGGAUGAGGAUACCAAGGCCAUUGAUGCCGUUGCAACGUUCGUGGAUGGAGCUGCCGUCACCACCGCAGCUAUCACCGGCACCAACCCUGUGACGACAACUGCUGGCACUGGCACCAAGGUCAUCAACUCGCCAGAUUCAGCUGCCCACGCCACGCCUGCAUCCACUGCCACCGCCGACAUCCCUGCAAACAUUGACACUGCCACCCCAGCAUUCACGACCGGGGCUGUCACCCCAAGUACCGCCAUCGUUACUGAUGCAACCACCAGCACCAAUACUGUUGCUACCACGGCCAUCAACACGUCAGCAGAAGAUGAGCGGGAUAUGAUGAUUCUAAUGAAGGACCCAGAACCGGAGAAAGCAAUGACAACAAAACAGGAUGGGGAGGAGAAAGAGGAAGCAGACAAGUGA